Talaromyces amestolkiae is the source of this 1131-nucleotide messenger RNA. RefSeq lists its product as uncharacterized. Lineage: Eukaryota; Fungi; Ascomycota; Eurotiomycetes; Eurotiales; Trichocomaceae. The transcript is spliced from 2 exons. Gene Ontology annotation, molecular function: protein binding. The record is from RefSeq and is a predicted model, not a curated record. Bases 1 to 1131 code for a protein of 376 amino acids.
AUGUCCAUCGAAUACACUUCACAAAAUCAUCACCACCAUGAUCCCGCAUUCCGGCAGCACCGACAUACUACCAACGACGGCUCCUCCUAUUUUCGCACUCUGAUCUGGGGCCUAUACAAAUACAACCAAUACACCGACUUCACAAUUCGCAUUAGCGGCUCUGUGCAGGAGUUUCAUGUUCACCGCGCUGUCAUUUGUCCUCAGUCGAAGAUUCUUGAGGCUGCUUGUCGGGGGGGUUUUAUCGAAGCAUCGACGAAUUCUAUAACGCUUACAGAUGAUCCAGAGAUUGUGGAGAGGAUGAUACGGUAUUUUUAUACGCAUCGGUAUUAUGAUCAAGAGGAUUGGAAGUUUGAAUGUUGCGAUAAUGGGAUUAAGAGGAUUCGGCAGCAUUAUUCGGAGAUGGGCGUUGUGUUUGUGUUAGAUGAUAAGAACGACGACAAGGGCAAUGAUGAGGAUAAUGAAGGCGAUGAGGAGGAAAUGCACAUGUCUCAUUUAAGCAAGCAUGGGCUUGAUAACAGCCGGAGAAACUCAUCGCCUACCUCCCCACCCAAAUCGUUACAUGUCUACGCAAUUGCGGACAAAUACCUCAUCAACCCGCUGAAAGAUCUGGCACGAACACGAUUCACAAACUGGGUGAGUAGUCACUGGUGGACAAAGGGUUUUGUAGCCGCCGCCCGCGAGAUCUUUGACAAUGAAACGGGGAAUUAUGAAGAUCUCAAGGAGGUGGUUUUAUCAGCUAUUACAUUACACGCAGAUACUUUACUCUGCGGUAGGAUCAACAGCAGCAGCAGCAACAACAAAUACAAUGACAGAGAUGAAGAAAAUGAAAUCAACAAAUUCAUGCAGGACUACAACGAAGUCAGCCUCGAAGUCCUCCGCCGCACUCUCGACAGAACCCGGAUACGGCAACGCGGACUAGAAGUCGAAUGUGCAGACCUAGAAUCGAAGGUGAAAGCGCUGAAGAUCGAGAAUAAGAAGAUUGCCACGUUGCAGAGUCGGAAUAACAGUCUCAACAAAGAGUUGUUGGAAAUUAAGACGGUGGUGCUGGCGUGGAAGAAGGAUUUGAAGGAUUUUGGUGGUGGUAAUUCAAAGGGCAGCAGUGGUGGGCAGAAUAGUAGCAGAGUGCAAUGA